CCUUUCUUUCACCCUACCUCUCUCCCGCUCAUUCGAUCGACGAGAAGAGGCGGGAGCAAAGCAGCAAGCAAGAUGACCACGAAACAACGGCCGACGCUCUCCCAAAAGGAGUGGGAGAAAAAGCUCAACGAGGUGCCCGUCAGCAAAGAGGACCUGAAUCGCCUCGUGAUGGACUACCUCGUCAUUGAAGGAUACAAGGAUGCUGCCCAGAGGUUCUCAGUCGAGACUGGCAUGAGCCCUCAAGUCGACCUGGAGAGCAUCGAGAACCGAAUGAUUAUUCGGAGUGCCAUCCAGAGGGGAGACGUUGAGGAUGCUAUCGGGAGAGUAAAUGAACUGGAUCCAGAGAUCCUCGACACGAAUCCCCUCCUCUUCUUCCACCUCCAGCAGCAACGACUCAUCGAGCUCAUCCGAUCUAACAACAUCAACGAGGCUCUGCACUUUGCUGCGGAGGAGCUAGCACCCCGAGCUGAGGAGCACCCGGACCUAUUGCCCGAGCUGGAACGGACCAUGGCUCUGCUGGCCUUUGACAUUCCCAAGCUCUCCUCCCCUGCCGCAGCAGCCAGUGCGCCAUCGAAUGGCACCACGUCCAGCUCGAAGAAGAAUGCUACCCUCGAAGCUCCGCCCAGUCUCGUCGAGCUCCUCACACCCGCCCAGCGGCUCAAGACUGCUGGCGAACUCAAUGCCGCGAUUCUCACGAGCCAAUCACAGGGAAAGGAACCGAAAUUGCCCCAGCUUGUUCGUCUGCUCGUGUACGGCGAGGGACUACUCUCGGAGGAGAAAAUGAACUUUCCAAGGCUGGACCUUGCGGGCAGUCUGGAGCUGAGCAAGGCACCAGCUGCCAUGACUGCGACGACAAUGACGACGACACGCGACGAUGAAGCAUUCUGACCUUUUUCUCUUGGCCCUUCUCUCUUUCUGUCGUUGUACUGGUCACGAUCGAUUCAUUUCAUAUCCCGGAUUGGCUACCCUGUACGUAGUGUCCCCUAAGCCCCAACCAUCGACUAUAUCAUAUCUCGUACACUUCAC
Molecule: messenger RNA, 1026 nt
Organism: Acaromyces ingoldii
Lineage: Eukaryota; Fungi; Basidiomycota; Exobasidiomycetes; Exobasidiales; Cryptobasidiaceae
Exons: 4
Coding region: 73-888 (271 amino acids)
Molecular function (GO): protein binding
Source: RefSeq, a predicted model, not a curated record